AUGGGUUCAACCACCAGAAAACCCUCAUCGUCCACGGAUGGCUUCCUCCAUUCCGUCCCCACUGUUCCCCGGCAUAUACCCUUGUCAACGAUGGGUCCGCAAACUCCGGCUCCCUUACCGCUUCGGAUGAUUCAGCCCUCGCAAGAAUCUCAAUCUCUACCUUCCACGCGAAUCCUCAGUUGGUGUCUCAGUCCACAUAACCUAUUGCGUCGUGGACUGGAUCCAGUUACCCUGAACUUGGCUACCGAUGCCGAGGUGAACCCACCUAUCAUUCGACCACUUAAUACCUUUGGCAACCAGAAUCGCGUUGACCCAUUAAUUACCGGAGAAGGGUGGAAAAAGCCGAAAACUAUUGGACAAGAGGAGGGCCUGGUUACAGCCGCCUACGAUAAGAGCAAUGAACGGUGGAAUCGACGUGUACAUCAGUUCGCACUGAACCAUGUCUGGUCGCCCAUUGCUGCGAUGACGGGCUAUCCAGCCUCGAUGAAAGACGGAGCAACCAAAUUGUUGGCGAUAUGCUUAGACAACGUGGACGGUGAACUAGGCCAUAGCGUGGUUCUCCAAGAAGCUUACAGACGUCCUAUAUCGGAUGACCCUAGUGAGGCCUGGACUAGUGGACAAUGGAUAACAGAGAGAACGGGCGGCAGUGACGUGCGAGAGACGAAGACACUGACGCGGCGUUUGAUGGCCCUUCCCGCAUUAUGUGCGUGUUCCUGA
This is a messenger RNA of Penicillium verrucosum, 717 nucleotides long. RefSeq lists its product as uncharacterized. The transcript has a single exon. Bases 1 to 717 code for a protein of 238 amino acids. Lineage: Eukaryota; Fungi; Ascomycota; Eurotiomycetes; Eurotiales; Aspergillaceae. The record is from RefSeq and is a predicted model, not a curated record.